This is a messenger RNA of Punica granatum (pomegranate), 1733 nucleotides long. The record is from RefSeq and is a predicted model, not a curated record. Lineage: Eukaryota; Viridiplantae; Streptophyta; Magnoliopsida; Myrtales; Lythraceae.
CAGAGAGAGUAACUGUACAGAGUAGUGGGGAGUGGAAGUUAUUGACUGACCUGCGCUGAGUCGCUGACUACAACAGAGGUGGAGUGGAGGUGGUAAGAACUCAACUGACUGCAAGUUCAAGACAUGCUGAGCAUUUCAAAAUCGGAAAAGGAGGGAAAACAACACUGCAGGGAGAGUUCAGUUGCGGCGGAAGAGAAAGGAGGAGGAGAUACGAGGUCGGGAUGAGCUCCGGGAACGGGAGAAGAUUGAUUCCCUUCUUGUUGUUCUUCUUUGUGAGCUGGCGCGGGUCAAGUAUAGUAGGCUUGGUUGCGGAGAGGGCUCAAGGUGCUGCCGUGUUCGAUGUCAGGAGCUUCGGUGCUGUUGCAGAUGGUUUCACUGAUGACAGCAAUGCCUUCUUGGCAGCAUGGAACAAGGCGUGCCGGUUCUUGGGCGAAGUGAAUAUAUUGGUGCCAAGAGGAACAUACUUAUUGGGGCCGAUCAGGUUCGCAGGUCCUUGCAGUAGCGUGUCGUCCUUCACAUUCCAAAUCAAGGGUUAUCUUAAGGCAUCGACCAAUCUGUCCAAGUAUGAGCCAGGUGGUGGUUGGAUCGAGUUCAGGUGGACGGAAGGCCUGACUUUAACAGGAGGAGGAACAUUCGAUGGUCAAGGGGCUAAAGCCUGGCCUUACAAUAAUUGCCCGAUGAAUAUCAACUGCAAGCUUCUCCCAACUAACUUGAAGUUCAUAGCGAUGAACAGAACGGUUGUGCAACGACUAACAUCCCUAAAUAGCAAAUUCUUUCACAUUGCACUGGUGGAGUGCAGGGACUUCACAGGCAGCGAGAUAGAGAUCUCGGCACCGGAAGAUAGCCCGAAUACAGAUGGCAUACAUGUGGAAAGAAGCUCGGGGAUUGACAUCUCAAGAUCCCGAAUUGGUACCGGAGACGAUUGCAUCUCCGUAGGCCAAGGGAACUCUCAAGUCACCUUGACCAGUAUUGCUUGUGGACCCGGUCAUGGAAUAAGUGUGGGUAGUUUGGGAAGAUAUCCCAACGAAGGGGACGUGAGGGGCUUGGUGGUGAGGGACUCCACAAUAAGCGGGACCACGAACGGCAUACGGAUCAAGACAUGGCGGGACUCCCCCGGCAGCAGCGCCGCCACCAACAUGACAUUCGAGAACAUAACAAUGCACAAUGUCCGGAAUCCUAUCCUGAUCAAUCAGGCGUACUGCCCAUUCAGGUCCUGUAGUUCCAAGGUGCCAUCUCGAGUGGAGCUGAGCGAUAUACGAUUCAAGGACAUAAGGGGGACGUCGUUGUCUCCGGUGGCAGUGGCGUUGGAGUGUAGCAGGGCGAUACCGUGCAAGGACGUGUACCUCGAAAACGUGCAUUUGGAGCUUCUGAGGAGUGGUGAAAACAAGGAGGGACAUGUUGCCACUUCUUCUUCAUGUAAGAAUGUCAAGGCCAAAUUCAUUGGGACUCAAAUUCCACCACCUUGCCCUUAGCAAAAAAGACCCAAAAAAAAAAAGGACCAUACUUACCACCACAACCACAAAGUUUCAACAUGUGCUAUAUCCUUAGUAAAAUGUCCUGUUGUAAGACUGUAAGUUUGUCCCCCCUACGUACCAAGAUUUAUCACCUUUUUUUUUAUUGUUAAAACCCUAGAUUACGAGGUACGAACCGGAACUUGUAAUUCAUGUUUAAUCAGAUGAAAAACACCAUCGCUCGGUGUAUGAUUUUGUAUUGGUAAAAUGAUUAUGUGUAAU